CUUGGUUCAUAACACGUGAACUAAAGUGUCGUCACGUGAUCUCCCCGCCAUCACCGUGCGUCCGCGCAAGCGCCCUGCCGCUGCGCCUGAGGUCCGGGUUGAGCGCUGGAGGAGUGUUAAUGUUGAAGGGUCGGGAAGGAAAGAAACGGCGAGAGUGCAGACCGAGAGGCUUCGCCAACACUCGGUGUAGGCCCCCGACCCGGACUGGAAGCUCCCGGUCCCUGGUUUGCAGGUGAAGGGAAAACAGCUGCGGGCCCCGAAGAGGCGACAGGUCCCGGGGUUGCCGUCGCCAUAUUUGUCGGGGGCAAUGUUGUACUGAUUAUGAUGGGUGGCGCCAUCUUUAAAGGGGGCAAGUUGCAGCAGGGUGUAUUUUGACUGGAUAUUGGAAUGAGGAGGAUUUGCACAUAGGAAAGUCGAAUCAAAAACUACAUCAAGAUCUGACAGUGUGGCUCGUCUUCUAUCAGGAAGAGAAAAGGCCUUAAAAAUUCAGGAGCAUUUGCCGUCCGGAGACCCGAGCCAAACGUCCCGUCGGGAUCUGAUUUGCCGAAUGUCUUGGGAUCAUGAACACAGAGGUAACCAGCACUGCUCAAGGCGCAGAGAAACCGUACACGUGUUCCGUAUGUGGACGAGCCUUCAGCCGGUCGUCUGGCCUCUCGAAACAUAAAUGCAGUCGCGAUGGGGAGAAACGAUGGAAAUGUGGGGACUGCGAAGAGGGGUUCAGGUAUCCCUCCCAGCUGGAAACGCAUCGACGGACUCACACAGGGGAGAGGCCGUUCAUGUGUUCCAUCUGCGAUAAGGGAUUUGCUCGGUCCUCUGACCUGCUGAAGCACCAGCGGGUUCACACCGACGAAAGACCUUUCAAUUGCCUGGACUGCAGCAAGUGCUUUAAAUGCUCCGGUGACCUGAUACGCCACCAACGCGUUCACUCCGAAGAGAGACCGUUCCGGUGUUCUCGCUGCGGCUCUGGCUUCAGGCGGUCCUCUCACCUCACCGUGCACCAGCGUGUGCACACCGGGGAAACGUUUGCGUGCUCUGAGUGCGGGAGAGCGUUCACUCGGCCGUCCAACCUGCUGAAGCACCAGCAGUUUCACACGAGGGAGAAGCGGUUCACCUGCCCGGAGUGCGGGAAGGGUUUCCCCGAGUUAUCGAUCCUGCUCCGACACCAGCACGCUCACGUGGGAGAGAAGCUGUUCACCUGCUCGGUGUGUGGGAAGGGAUUUAGACGGUCGUCCAAUCUGUUGACGCACCAGCGGGUUCACACUGGUGAGAAGCCAUUCACCUGCCCGGAGUGUGGCAAAGGGUUUACUGAGUUAGCCACCCUUCAGUCGCACCACCGCGUUCACACUGGGGAGAGGCCAUUCAUCUGCUUUGAAUGUGGCAAGGGAUACACUCGGUCAUCGCACCUGCUGAGACACCACACUGUUCACAGUGGGGAGAAGUUGUACACAUGUUCUGAGUGUGGACGAGGCUUCAACCGAUCAUCUGGCCUUUUGAGACACAAACAAACUCACAGUGGGGAGAAACCACGCAAGUGUGGUGACUGUGGGAAAGGGUUUAGAUGCCCAUCUGAACUGGAAAGGCAUCGGCGUAUUCACACUGGGGAGAGGCCAUUUAUCUGCUCUGAAUGUGGGAAAGGAUUCACCCAGUUGUCCACCCUGCAGGAACACCAGCAGGUUCACUCUGAGGACAGACCUUUCAAAUGUCCGAACUGUGGGAAAUGUUUUAAAAGUUCUGGGGAGUUGAUGACGCAUCAACGUGUUCACAGUGAUGAGAGACCCUUUAGUUGUACGGACUGUGGGAAGUGCUUCAGAAGUUCUGGUGAAUUGAUGUCCCAUCAGCGAGUUCACACUGACGAAAGACCUUUUAAAUGCUCAGACUGCGGGAAGUGCUUUAAAAGUUCUGGGAACCUUAUGGCACAUCAGCGAGUUCACACUGUCGAGCGACCUUUUAAGUGUUCUAACUGCGGCAAAUGCUUUAAGAGUUCCUGGAACCUGAUAGAACAUCAACGCGUUCACACUGACGAGAGACCAUUCAGGUGCUCUCACUGUGGGACAGGGUUCAAGCAUUCAUCGCAACUUACUGUACACCAGCGAAUUCACACCGGGGAGAGGCCGUUCACCUGCUCUGUGUGUGGGAGUGGAUUCACUCAGUCAUCCGACCUUCUGAAACACCAGCGCCUGCACACAGGGGAGCGGCCAUUCAUCUGCUCUGAGUGUGGCAAGGGAUUCAGUCAGUCAUCCCACCUGCUGAAGCACCAGCGAGUUCACAAGCAAUGGUAGUGGCUGGAUCUUGCUAUUGAAGCACACCUCGGACUGAAUUGUAUUCAUUGGGGUCCGUUUCUGGUGGUGUUGGGUAUCAGAGGUGUUAGUAAUCUGAAUAAAGUCAAACCAGCUUUCUUUGAAACA
This is a messenger RNA of Chiloscyllium plagiosum (whitespotted bambooshark), 2405 nucleotides long. RefSeq lists its product as uncharacterized. The record is from RefSeq and is a predicted model, not a curated record. Gene Ontology annotation, biological process: regulation of DNA-templated transcription. NCBI's taxonomy places the organism in Eukaryota, Metazoa, Chordata, Chondrichthyes, Orectolobiformes, Hemiscylliidae. Gene Ontology annotation, molecular function: DNA-binding transcription factor activity, RNA polymerase II-specific; RNA polymerase II cis-regulatory region sequence-specific DNA binding.